UGGCUUUGGGCACCCAUUUUCAGUACACCACACACGUACAUAGUACUAUAACACCACAGUGCAUCAUAGACCAUAGUAUCACAAUCACAAUCAAUUAUUCUGUGCUUCUAUUUACUUUUAUUUUUGAGAACUCAUAGUCAAUGUACUCAUAGUACAAAAAACCAAAUAGUAAAUACUAGGAAUAUUGUAAUAUACUCCCAACGUUUCGUGGACCGCGGUGUCUCCUUUGAAUCGUCGAGACACCAACAAAAUAUGGCUGUGGCUGGAGAACCUUUGAACUUGGCGAAAGAUGUCAAACGUGCCAUCGAACUGUUGGAAAAGCUCCAAAAAACUGGAGAAGUGCCGGUGACCAAACUAGCUGCGUUGCAAAAAGUAUUGCAGAGCGACUUCUUAGCAUCGGUACGGGAAGUGUACGAACAUGUUUAUGAAACUGUUGAUAUACAAGGAUCUCAGGAUGUCCGUGCAUCAGCUACAGCUAAAGCAACCGUUGCCGCGUUUGCUGCUAGUGAAGGUCAUGCCCAUCCAAGAGUGGUGGAAUUGCCCAAAACAGAAGAAGGACUUGGAUUUAAUGUGAUGGGUGGCCGAGAACAAAAUUCCCCGAUCUAUAUAUCACGUAUAAUACCCAGUGGUGUAGCUGAUAGACAUGGUGGUUUAAAGCGAGGGGAUCAACUUUUAUCAGUUAAUGGAGUGUGCGUUGAAGGCGAAAAUCACGAAAAAGCUGUUGAGUUACUAAAACAAGCUCAAGGCUCUGUCAAAUUAGUUGUCAGAUACACACCAAAGGUCUUGGAAGAAAUGGAAAUGCGAUUUGACAAGCAACGUGCUGCCCGAAGGAAGCAACUAAACCAAUAAUUACAUACUGUUGGUAUGAACAUUAGUCUAACUAUGAAUAGUAUUUGAUCACUUAAAUGGCAUACUUAUUUAGUUUAAGGGUUGUUAAAAUAUUCUUGUAAUAUGGUUGUCACUAAGUCUUGUCCUUACUCAUAUAUUGAUGUCCUCUAAUGAAUGAAAAAAUUGUGUUUUGUGUUUGCAAUAACAACCCUAAAUCAUAUACAAUAAUUUAGAAAUUUGAUUUAAUUAAUUAAUAAGUAACAACAAAUUGAUUUACUUAAAUUCUGUGCUUAGGUUAAGGUCCCCACAUGCUGCAGCGGUAUUGGUACAAUUCUUUUGUCUUUGCGGUUGCGGUAAAUUGUGUUCGAUUUCAUUUUACCGCUACCGCCACCGCUAUUGCUGCAGUGUGUGGAAACCUCUAGUCCACGUAAAAAUAACAAUACUCCGAUAAGUAAUUUAUUUAAACCCACCAUUAAAAUAAUGUAUUGUAAGUAACACAUCAUA
Molecule: messenger RNA, 1332 nt
Organism: Myzus persicae (green peach aphid)
Lineage: Eukaryota; Metazoa; Arthropoda; Insecta; Hemiptera; Aphididae
Gene: veli
Product: protein lin-7 homolog C
Exons: 5
Coding region: 253-849 (198 amino acids)
Biological process (GO): neurotransmitter secretion; maintenance of epithelial cell apical/basal polarity; protein localization to basolateral plasma membrane
Cellular component (GO): basolateral plasma membrane; cell-cell junction; synapse
Molecular function (GO): protein binding
Source: RefSeq, a predicted model, not a curated record